GUUCAGAUCUGGGCUCGUACGCCGCCGAGACCACAUCCGGGAGAGGCGAGGAGAGCGGAAGUGGCGUUGGUCUGGCCGGAGCCCUUGGGUGAAAUUGUUAGGCGUGGAGGGGGAGUGAUGUCUUCCAGACUCGGUGCAGUCACCGCCACCCCUGGACCCACACCCUUUAAGCAGCAGAGGAGCACCAGGAUCGUGGGAGCUAAGAAUAGCAGGACCCAGUGCUCCAUAAAGGACAACAGCUUCCAGUACACCAUCCCUCACGAUGACUCUUUAAGUGGCUCAUCAUCUGCCUCCUCAUGUGAGCCAGUGAGUGAUUUCCCAGCAUCCUUCCGAAAAUCUACCUACUGGAUGAAGAUGAGAAGGAUCAAGCCUGCUGCCACUUCACAAGUUGAAGAUGCAGGUACAAAGGAAAAGGAAAAGGCCAAAGGAAAAAGGAAAAUCAAGCAGGAAGAAGAUGAAGACUAUCGAGAGCUCCCUCAGAAGAAGCACAAGCUGUAUGGGAGGAAGCAGCGGCCUAAAGCUCAGCCUCACCCCAAACCCCAGGCCCGCCGGGUUCGGAAGGAACCACCAGUUUAUGCAGCAGGAAGUGUGGAGGAGAAAUGGUACUUAGAAAUCAUGGAUAAAGGCAGUGUUUCCUGUCCUACCUGCCAGGCAGUAGGGAGGAAGACUAUAGAGGGUUUAAAGAAACACAUGGAAAACUGCAAACAGGAAAUGUUUACCUGCCAUCAUUGUGGGAAACAACUUCACUCACUGGCAGGGAUGAAGUAUCAUGUCAUGGCCAAUCAUAAUAGCUUGCCAAUUUUGAAGGCAGGAGAUGAAGUAGAUGAACCAAGCGAGAGGGAGCGGCUGCGAACAGUUCUUAAGAGAAUGGGGAAGCUCAGGUGCAUGCGCGAGAGUUGCUCCAGUACCUUUACCAGCAUUAUGGGAUAUCUGUACCAUGUUAGAAAAUGUGGCAAGGAGGCUGCAGAGCUGGAGAAGUUGACCCUGAAAUGUCACCAUUGUGGAAAACCAUACAGGUCAAAGGCUGGGCUUGCGUAUCACAUGCGGUCAGAGCACGGGCCUGUCUUCUUCCCAGAAUCAGGGCAGCAAGACUGUUUGAAAGACAUGGGUCUGGAGACAAAAAGUGGAGGCCGAGUUCAGCGGCGCUCUGCCAAGAUAGCUGUGUACCAUCUGCAGGAGCUGGCCUCUGCUGAGCUGACCAAGGAAUGGCCGAAGAGGAAGGUGCUCCAGGACCUGGUACCAGAUGAUCGAAAGUUAAAAUAUACUCGCCCUGGGUUACCUACAUUCAGCCAGGAAGUACUGCACAAGUGGAAAACGGAUAUCAAGAAAUAUCAUCGCAUCCAAUGUCCUAACCAGGGCUGUGAGGCUGUCUACAGCAGUGUGUCUGGCCUUAAAGCUCACCUGGGCUCUUGUACACUGGGCAACUUUGUGGCUGGAAAAUACAAAUGUCUUCUGUGUCAGAAAGAGUUUGUGUCAGAGAGUGGUGUCAAGUAUCACAUCAACUCUGUCCACGCCGAGGACUGGUUCGUUGUAAACCCAACAACCACCAAAAGCUUCGAGAAGCUGAUGAAGAUAAAGCAGCGACAGCAGGAGGAAGAGAAGCAGAGGCAGCAGCACGGAAGCCGGCGCUCUCUGAGAAGACAGCAGCAGCCUCGCCCUGAGCCCCCAGAGAGCCAGCUGGAGCCCAGGGCAGGGAAGGGGCAGGGCGGGAGUGAGGAGCUGGUGGUGUCAAAUGUAUGUAAGGGGUCAGAGCAGGAGCCAGUGCCAGCACAGUCCCAGAAAGCAGAGCCCACCAAGACCACUCACAAACGAGGGAGGAAGUAGGCAGCCAUUGACCAUGCGCCUAGGAGAGUGGAUGUGAUGCUGUUGUCAUGGGGACAUGUGCAGGGGAGGCCUGAGGCUGGGGGAAGAUGCUUUCAGCUGUUGCUGUUGGCUGUGGCUCUCAGCUCCUCUGUGUACAUUUCACGGUCUUCCUGACUCCACUUUCUCCUCCCUGCCUUAGUUGGUUCAUAUUCCCAUUAGAGCCCUUUUGCUUUUCUGUUGUCCAAAGAGCUCCCCUGGGAAAGCAACUGCAGGCCCCUGGGUGCUGCACAAGUUUAAUAAACCUUUGGCCGGCCUUUUUGUUCUUUCCUGUCUGGGUUAUGAAUGUUCUUGGAAUCUUUGUUGAUUUAGUGGCUUCUCCAUCAUCUAGCUUACAAAAUAGUUCCUAAUUUUUUAAAAAAGCCUUAACAGGCUUUAUCCUUCUGCAUUUGUGAUAUAAGAGGACUAGAAAGGAGAACUGCCGCUUUUGUUAGUGUCACCCUGAACCCCAGGAAGUAGAAUCCAGUGGAGGAUGCUUAUCUGUAAUUUGGUUUUACUGUUGAGAGGAAGAAAAUGAUUGAGCAUGAAAAAGCUCGCUACUCUUGGAGCAGGGACUAACAACCCACAGGCUUGAAAAUACAGCCUCAGGGUGUGUGUCCCGAAUACUAAGCUGAGAGGGCAGAAGGGCAGUGGUAGGAGUCGCUGCCCCCCUCUCCUGGGUUGCCAGGGUCAGUGCCCCAGCUUGAGUUCACACCUCAGUUCUAGGGGUUGGGAGGUGACUCAGUCCCUGGCCUCUGGAAAUGCCACUGGGGUUGCAAAACAAGGUGAGCUUUCCCUCUCCCCUGCACUUACCUCACAUGUUAGGCCACACCCACUUAAGUCCCCCCCCCCCCAGGGCAUUAGCCCACCUCUGUCCCUGGAUGUUCUGAGACUACUGUCCUACUGUUUUGUACAUGGAGUUUUAUCUGCUUUAUAUUGUGAGCUUUUGACACCAGAUGUAGAUAUUUCUCUGGAGCUGGAAAGAAUGGUCUCUCUCUGUACCUCAUGCCUGUCUGGUGGUGUUCAGUGGGCUCUCUCCCUGUGAGGGUGGAUAUCUUUGGAACGUGGGUUAGAGUAAGUAGCCUUGUUGUCGUGUUUCUGGUUUCUCUUUCUCCUUCUGUGUAAAUAUUGUUCUAUAUUCCUGCCUAUUGUAUGGCAUAUGCCACUGACAAAGUUAACCUUGAUAUGGACAAAUACUACCUUUUCAAACCCGAAAAGGCUAUUUGCCACCCUGAAGUCUCUGUUCUCUGUGCUCCUCUAAAUAGCUUUAUCAUGUGUGCUUUGUGAAGAUCACUUUUCAAUAAUGGGGCAUUAAAACGCGAAUCGGGCACUGCCAGAAGGGGUCGUGUGGAAACAACUCAUGGAAAUGAUGUGUUUGUGCUGUUUUAUUCCUAUGUAUACCCUUGAAGCCCCUGUAGUAGAUGAGGGUUGAGGAGGAGAAAUGAGAAGCUGUGCUAAGUUCUGACAAGGACUUGGAUACUAUUUGGUAACAGCAAAUAAAAUGACUCCCUUGGAAA
Mesocricetus auratus (golden hamster) is the source of this 3356-nucleotide messenger RNA. It is a transcript of the gene Znf512, whose product is annotated as zinc finger protein 512. The transcript is spliced from 14 exons. Gene Ontology annotation, molecular function: zinc ion binding. NCBI's taxonomy places the organism in Eukaryota, Metazoa, Chordata, Mammalia, Rodentia, Cricetidae. Bases 118 to 1824 code for a protein of 568 amino acids. The record is from RefSeq and is a predicted model, not a curated record.